Molecule: messenger RNA, 381 nt
Organism: Neofelis nebulosa (Clouded leopard)
Lineage: Eukaryota; Metazoa; Chordata; Mammalia; Carnivora; Felidae
Product: lysozyme C, milk isozyme-like
Molecular function (GO): lysozyme activity
Source: RefSeq, a predicted model, not a curated record
AUGAGGUCCAUUCUGAUCAUCUGCCUCCUCGGCUGCUUCUUUGCAGCAUAUGAGGCCAAAAUCUUCAAGUGUGGGCUGGCCCGCAAGCUGAAGGCAGAGGGAAUGGAUGGCUUCCAUGGCUACAGCCUGGCAAACUGGGUCUGCAUGGCUGAGCAUGAGAGUAACUUGAACACCCAGGCCUUCAAUGGGAAAAAUGACAAUGGCAGCAGUGACUAUGGGAUCUUCCAGAUCAACAGCAAGUGGUGGUGCAGAAAUAACUCCUCCCCUUCACCAAAUGCCUGCAACACAAUGUGCAGUAGGUUUCUGGAUGACAACAUCAGUGAUGACAUCACCUGUGCCAAGAGGGUUGUGAAAGAUCCUAAUGGGAUGUCUGCCUGGUAA